Messenger RNA from Melospiza melodia melodia, 1836 nucleotides. RefSeq names its product zinc finger DHHC-type palmitoyltransferase 4 (gene ZDHHC4). Gene Ontology annotation, biological process: peptidyl-L-cysteine S-palmitoylation; protein targeting to membrane. The record is from RefSeq and is a predicted model, not a curated record. Gene Ontology annotation, molecular function: protein-cysteine S-palmitoyltransferase activity. Gene Ontology annotation, cellular component: endoplasmic reticulum; Golgi apparatus. The coding region runs from base 5 to 1363 and encodes 452 amino acids. The transcript has 6 exons. NCBI's taxonomy places the organism in Eukaryota, Metazoa, Chordata, Aves, Passeriformes, Passerellidae.
CUGCAUGGGCUGGGAGGGCUUUUCCAGCCUGAAGGAUUUGGGGAUUCUUGCAGAGAGACAUAAAGCUGCCCUCGGUGCCGACUGCUGCUGGAGGGGCUGCUCCAUCCCUGGGCACAGGGGAUGCCAGGCUCUGCUGCAGGGUGGCACCCAGGGGUCCAGCAGCCUCUCCUCUCCAUUGCAGGGCUCAGGGAAUGCCAGGCUCUGCUGUAGGACGGCACCCAGGGGUCCAGCAGCCUCUCCUCUCCAUUGCAGGGCACAGGGGAUGCCAGGCUCUGCUGCAGGGUGGCACCCAGGGGUCCAGCAGCCUCUCCUCUCCCUUGCAGGGCUCGGCAUGGAUUUCCUGACGCUGUUCCUGCUGUACCUGUGCUCCCUGCUGGCCGUGGCUGCCCUGCUGUGCCUGAGCUCGGGAAGGCAGGAGAGCUUCCUCACCAGGAGUGUCACCAGGGCCAGCCAGGUGCUGUCACUGCUGAUCCCCAGCCAGCUGCAGAGGGUGGCACAGCGGGCACUGCACAGGCUCUUCCACACAAGGAGCCGUUUGUUUGUGGUGCUGCACGUGGCCCUGCAGGCUGCAGUGUUUGGGGAGUACACCUGGGAGGUGUUCGUGUACUGCAGGGAGCUGCAGUUCCACCUGCUGCUGCUGCUGCUGCCCUACCUGCUGCUGGCUGGCAACCUGGGCUGCCUCCUGCUCUGCUCGCGGGCCAACCCUGGUACAGUGACCAAAUCCAACGCUGCAUCCCUGGCUAAGGUUUAUGCCUACGAUGGGGUGUUGUUCCAGAGAGGCCUCGUGUGUCCCACGUGCACCCUGGAGAAACCAGCCAGGUCCAAGCACUGCAGCGUGUGCAGGGCGUGCGUGCACCGCUUCGACCACCACUGCGUGUGGGUGAACAACUGCAUCGGGGCUGGCAACGCGGGGCUGUUCCUGCUCUACCUGCUGUCCCUGACGGCCACCGCGGGCGCCGUGGCCGCCGUCACCGCCGCGCUGCUCGUGCGCGUGCUGCUGCUCUCCAGCGCCCUGCACGGCACCCACCUGGAUGCCCAGGGCCAGGAGCGGCCCCUGGGGAUCCCCCUCCUCGUCCAGCACCUUUUCUUGACUUUCCCCAGGAUUGUCUUCAUGCUGGGCUUUGUCAUCCUGCUCACCCUGGUGCUGGGGGGAUAUUUCUCCUUCAGUCUGUAUUUGGCCCUCACCAACCAGACCACCAACGAAUGGUGCAAAUCCCGAAGAUUUGGGGACUCCCCCCCUGUCCCCUCACAGCCUCAUGACAGACCCCUCGUCUACAGAAACAUUUAUUCCAAAGGGAUCUGGAGGAACUUAAAGGAAAUCUUUAACCCUCCUAUGACGUUGGAAAGGAAGAAGAAAACAUGAAGAUAUCCUUGUUUCUCUGGGCAUUUUUAAAUGUUUUCUAAGACUUCAGUUCAGCAGUGGGCUUGGCUGCCCCAGGCAGACUAUGGAACAAGAUUCCGGAACUGCAGAUUUGGAACAAGAUUACUGCAGAAUUCACAUAUUGGUGCCUCAUUGGAGCUCCCUCCCUCAGUGAGACUCAGGGCCAGCUCAGUCCUGGCCCCUGUAUAAGGAUUUGGUUCAUCUUCCCAAGGUGAAUCUUUCUCUCUGGGAAGGGCUAACACGGAGCUCCUGUGAAUUUUGAGGAAGCAGCAUCUUUUUCUGUCUUUCUUAGGGAAACAAUUAAGCCAUGACUGUUAACAAUGACUGCAAUAGGCUGUGUGUAUUUAGCUGCAAGAAUGAUUUCUGGCAGGAUCUUACUUGCAGAAACCAUGUCCUGCUGCAGCUUUGGAGCACUAACUUCAGGAAGGAAAUUAAAGUGCCCCUGUUCACCUCUC